Molecule: messenger RNA, 819 nt
Organism: Parastagonospora nodorum SN15
Lineage: Eukaryota; Fungi; Ascomycota; Dothideomycetes; Pleosporales; Phaeosphaeriaceae
Exons: 3
Coding region: 1-819 (272 amino acids)
Source: RefSeq, a predicted model, not a curated record
AUGGACCUGUCCAAAAUCCUGGGGACGCAUCCCGUGGCCGAUGCUGAAGAAGAGGCGUUUGUCGUGUUCUCGCAAGAUAUCCCUUCUCAGUCACUCGGCUUCAUCGACUCGCAAGCAUCUACGCUCGAAGUAAGCGUUGCAGGCCAUGAUUUGGUCGUCCACCAGUCGCCAGGGUUGCUGAACUCGAAUCGCAAGGAGGGCACGACAGGAGCUGUCGUAUGGAAAAUAACCCCCCUCUUCGCAACCUGGCUCUCCUCCCCCACCUGCCCGCUCUCCACCCUCCUCACUCCCACCUCCACCAUCCUCGAACUCGGCGCCGGCGUCUCCGCCAUCGUCGCCCUCACCCUCGCCCCCAAAGUCUCCCGCUACACCGCCACAGACCAGGACUACGUGCUCAAAUUCCUCCGGCAAAACGUCGCUGAGAAUAUGCAUGUUAUGUUUCCAAAGGCUAGAGCGGGGAAGGGGAAGAAGUCUGUAGGAGGGGAAGAGAGGAUCAAGGUCGAAGCGCUGGAUUGGGAAAAGGACGACGUCAGGGAUAGACAGGCGGUGGAUGUGAUUGUUGCGUGCGAUUGCAUAUACAACGAGUCACUCAUCGAGCCGCUGAAUAGUACGUGCGCGGCGCUGUGUCGAUUGCGUGCGCGCGACGAGACGCCGACGGUGUGUUUGAUUGCGCAGCAGCUGCGGAGUCCGGACGUGUUUGAAGCGUGGCUGAAGAGUUUCCACGACAAGUUUGAGGUGUGGCAGGUUCCCGACGAUAUGUUGGGGCAGGAGUUGAAGGAGGGGAGUGGGUUUGUUGUUCAUGUUGGUAUUGUGCGGUGA